Molecule: messenger RNA, 2376 nt
Organism: Plasmodium coatneyi
Lineage: Eukaryota; Apicomplexa; Aconoidasida; Haemosporida; Plasmodiidae
Exons: 1
Coding region: 1-2376 (791 amino acids)
Source: RefSeq, a predicted model, not a curated record
AUGGUGCGAAAGUGUAUCUUCUCCAUUUACACCAUCUCCUUCGCGUUUCUGUUACUCUCUUGGAAAAUCGGAGAUGUGAACGGUCAGCCACAACGGAGAGGAAAUGUAAAUGAACUCAUAAGACGGUUCGAGCUCCAGGGCAGAGAAGACAUACAAGAAAGAGACUCGAAUGAAAAUAAAUCGUUCGAAAGAGGUACACAAGGGAUUCAACACCCUUUAAAUAGAGGACAAAACACUGCUAUCUAUGAAGAAUCGCAGCCCGAGAAAUCAUACGGUCCCGCGCGUAGAAGCAGUUCCUUUCCCACAGAGAAAAGUUCAUUCAGCGUAGACGACUAUUCGGAGGAUGACUCUGCUGACGAGGAUAAUGACUACGGGGGUAACGUCCGAAAUGACUACCAACGUGACUAUCGAAACGGUCAGCAGCAUCAGCGUGGCAACCGGGAUGGCUACCCGGAUGGGGAACAUUCUCGAAGAGAGGAAGGUGGAAGAAUGAGCCCAAAGGGUAAUGUUUAUUUAGGCAAUGAUUUCGAAAAUUUUAACAAAAGGUUAGGACUCAGCAUGGACGACUACAUGAGCGAUGAGGAGGAUAACUCCUUGGGCAGCUCAGAUAAUAAUAGUGACGAAUCGAAUGCGUAUAAUUCCGACAGAUCCUCCAUUUAUGAAGACAUUCAAUUUGUGAGACGCAGAGGCAAUAGACAACCAAAUGACGAUGUGGAACUUUCAAGGACGGAUGGAAGACGAAAUGCUAUGUAUAAUAGGAGUGACAAUAGUGCAGAAGUAUCACCCUCCCGUGAAAGUAAAAGAGUGAGGGAUCCGAGCAGUGACAUGUAUGACUACGCGUAUGGAAGGAAUGGCUCAAAUGGGUCAGCACUUCCCAAUCCGUAUUCCUACCCAGAGGAAGACUUUAGUCGACGAACACUUCCUCCAACGGAAAACAGAAGAUCAAUGAGUAGCUCAAGUUCACCCCUACAGGGCGAUUAUAGCAUGCCUUUAGACAGUUACACAAAUAGUUACGACUCGAGGGAUGACAUUUAUAGUGUAAUCCCCGGAGAGGAGCAAUACGAGGAUGAAAUAAAUCAAAGAAGAACGAGACCAGGGUACAGUUCGUUGGAUAAGGCCGCACAUCCGAAUCGUAAUGAAAUAUUGCCAGUCAGAGGGAUUAAAAAAUCCGCUUCGUCUUAUAAUCCAGAGGGCAGAAAAAGUAGGACGGAUGAUUUUUUCAACAAAUUUAGGAAAAGCAAUAAGGUGGACAUGCCUAAAGGGGUGUCUCACGAACCCCAAGACGCUUCUAAAGCAGUUCACGCACAGCAGGUUUCGAAAAAUGGUAGGAAAGUUUCCAAGUCACCCAGUAUAAUCACCCUGUUUAGCAACUACCAGAGGGACCUUUUUCUGCGUAAAUAUAGCAAACCGUCUAGCAAUGUCGGCGGCAGUACCAGUGGUAAUGUCAGUGGUAAUGGCGUAAAAAGAAUCUUUUCCUUCUCACGGAGUGGGAAGAACGGUGAGCCUUCCAUAAUGGGAGAGUUACAAACAGCCGCGGAACAGUGCAUAGCCAAAAAUAGUAAUAAACUAAGCAGACUCGUGCUCAUGAAGAACUUAGCUUUUAACGAUACAAAACUGCUGGAGAAUUAUGAAUACGCCGUUUCGUACAUUUGGAAUAAUUGCAAGAAAGGCAGCGCUACCUGUUUAGACAUCAGGCCCAUGAUAUACAGGGAGGACGAUCCGGACGCAUCCAGCAUAGUCACUUCAUUACCCAACAUAUACAUUUUGAGUACCUACGAGUUUCUACUAACCAAUUUGAGAAUGUGUGGUCCGUUAAGAACGAUGGUAAAGAAUAGGGUAAAGGAGAAUAAGCUGACCCCGACGGAUAUCGUUUUGCUACUGUCUGGCGCGUACUUCAAAAGUUGGGUGAACAACAUUUUGGUUAAACAUUUGAUAAACUUUCUUAAGACGAAAAAUGUAAUGCAUUUGGAGAGGUACUUCCUCGCGGUUGUGAUUACCUUUGCCCCAUUUAUUAAGCCCGCACUGAAAAUUUACUUUGGUGAGCGUUACGCCAAAGUAAGUACGUAUAGCUUAGAUGUAGAAGUGAACAAAAUGAUCCGCGAAAUGUUGGAUGUGGCUCUCCGCUGGACUCAGGCAUUUCAAGAGAAGUUCUCAGACGAAAGUAAUAGGAUCCUCUUAAAGGUACACAAAAGGUUAGCGUCUUAUUCUAAAAGCAGAAAUGGGAGGUUGUCCGGAAGGUUCAGGACCUUGGAGGCACUCCUUCUUAGGCAGAAGGUGGCCAGCGACGUGGUUAGUAACCAGGACCAAGGGUACCGCUUCCUAAUCCAGCACGUCUUGAAAUAUGUGCAAAAUGUGCACUUCACCGUUUUUGAGUAA